Messenger RNA from Ornithorhynchus anatinus (platypus), 1849 nucleotides. It is a transcript of the gene GAL3ST2, whose product is annotated as galactose-3-O-sulfotransferase 2. Gene Ontology annotation, cellular component: membrane. Bases 1 to 1197 code for a protein of 398 amino acids. Gene Ontology annotation, molecular function: galactosylceramide sulfotransferase activity. The transcript has 4 exons. The record is from RefSeq and is a predicted model, not a curated record. Gene Ontology annotation, biological process: glycolipid biosynthetic process; glycoprotein biosynthetic process. Lineage: Eukaryota; Metazoa; Chordata; Mammalia; Monotremata; Ornithorhynchidae.
AUGCCGUUGAAGGUUGUGUUCAGGUUCUACUUGUGUGUUGUCAGUCUUCUUUCACUGGCAGCCAUUUUCCUUGGAGGCUUCCAGCCUUCAACAGUGAACUUCCCUGUGGUGAAAUGGAAGAACCUCUAUACCAGUAAGAAAUCCUGUCACGCCAAGACCAACAUCAUGUUCCUCAAGACCCACAAAACCGCCAGUAGCACCAUCAUGAACCUCUUGUACCGGUUCACAGAGAAGCAGAACCUCACCAUCGCUCUUCCUGCAGGCCAGAGUUUCCACCUGGGAUACCCCUGGCUUUUUCUGACCAAGUAUGUGGAAGGCUUCAACACAGAGAAACACAGCUACAACAUCAUGUGCAACCACUUGAGGUUUAACUGGCCAGAGGUGCAGAAAGUGAUGCCGCAUCAUACGAUCUACUUUUCCAUCAUAAGAAACCCAAUAUCCCACCUGGAGUCCUCCUUCGUCUAUUAUAAGCACGUGGUGCCAGCUUUCGAGAAUCUAAAGACGCUCAAUGAUUUUUUGGCCUCUCCACUGAGUUAUUACAAUGAAAGUCUAGCCAUAAGAAAUGCAUAUGCCAAGAACAAUAUGUGGUUCGAUUUUGGCUACGAUAACAACGCCAACGACACCGAGGGCUACAUCCGCAGCAAAAUAGAAGAGAUUGAAGAGCGAUUCCAGCUCAUCCUCAUUGCGGAUUAUUUUGACGAGUCGAUGGUCCUCCUGAAGAACACGCUCUGCUGGGAUCUGGAUGAUGUGGUCUACUUCAAGCUGAACUCCAGAAGUCAGGACUCCAUCCAGACCCUGAGUCGGGAGAGCCAGGAGAGGGUGAAGGGCUGGUGUUCCCUGGACUGGCAGCUCUACCGUCACUUCAACAAGACGUUCUGGAGGAAGAUUGAGGCUACUAUUGGGCUGAAGGACUUGGUCAGGGAGGUGGAGCUCCUGAGAGAGAGGCAGAAAGAGCUCAUGGCAGUCUGUAUUCAAGACGAGAAGCCAACAAAUAAAACGGAAAUCAAAGACUUGAAGCUCAAACCUUUCCAGUCAGGAGAAGCCAAGAUCCUGGGCUAUAACCUCAAACGAGAUUUAGACAAUGAGACCUUGGCCACCUGCCAGAAAAUGGUCAUGCCCGAACUCCAGUACAUGGCACAGUUGUACACGCAGCAAUUCCCAGAAAAACAACCAAAAAACCUAGGGUUUCUUGCUUAGCAUUGGGGAUAGUGAGUGCAGAAGUAUCGUGUCCAAGGGCCUGCAUCCUGACAAUGUGGCCUUGCCUUCCCCAACCCAGAGACCAUUUUGGUCCCGUCUCUCCCCAGGUAGUGCAGGAAAAGAGCAGGGAAAAGGCUAGGCAUCCAGAAAAGCACACCUGGGCCAAACUCCAUGUGUAAUGUUCUUUUAAAAUUUGCCUUAUGCUAAUUUUUUAAAAGCAUUUCUUUUACAAUGGUAAAAUACCCUUGUCAAGAAACAUUCAUUUACCAACCUGAUGUAAUUCCUUUAUUCAGCUAUUUCCAGGAGGAAGUAGUCAGGGUUGAGUUUAAAUGGAGGCUGACUUAGUUGAAGAAUUUGCUAAUAUACAUUUUUUUUAAGCCACGUCUUUCAUUACCUAGUAUUUUUUGGGAUGAGUACUUUAUGUUCUACACGCUUGGUAGAGUACAAUGAAAAUCAAAGACAUUAUCCUUGAGCUUAAGAAACUCAGAAUCUAAUGUGUAACUUUGCCCUUUGUUUAUCUAAAUAUUUGAUAUUUAAUUCAUUUUGAGACAUAUAUGAAAGGAUUAAGGGAUAUGACAAAGCACUGGGCUAAGCUUAAAAUAAUCAGGUCAGGUACAAUACUCGUCCCACAGGGGCUCACAAUCUAAUCAAU